Messenger RNA from Drosophila bipectinata, 515 nucleotides. Its product is annotated as cuticle protein 16.5-like. The record is from RefSeq and is a predicted model, not a curated record. Lineage: Eukaryota; Metazoa; Arthropoda; Insecta; Diptera; Drosophilidae.
AUACACUCGGCCAGAGGUGGUGGAUUAUCAAUCAGAUAUCAGCCUUCCCAAGAAGCAAACCAAUCAAAUUAAGUAAAGAUGUUCAAAUACGCCGUUGUUGUCCUCGCCAUCGUUGCCUGUGCUGCUGCCAAGCCAGGACUUCUGGGAGCUCCGCUGGCUUACACUGCGCCCUUGGCGUACUCCGCACCCCUGGCUUACACCGCUCCUGCCGCCGUGGUUGCUGCUCCUGCCCCAGUUGUCACCGCUACCAGCAGCCAGGUGAUCGCCAGGAACUACAAUGGAAUCGCAGCUGCUCCAGUUGUCGCCCAGGUGGCAGCUCCAUUGAUCGCCAAGUACGCCGCAGCUCCCCUGGCAGCUCCUUUGGCCACUCCACUGAUUGCCAAGUAUGCGGCGGCUCCUCUGGCUGCUCCCCUGGCUUAUACCUCCCCCCUGGCCUACAGUAGUCUCCCAGCUGCCGCUCCAGUUUUGCUCUAAACUCGUUGACUGAAUAAUAAACGUGAUAUAGAAUCUUAAAA